GGCAAGAACUCCUGUCCACCCCUCCCCCUCUUCUUCUUCCGUUACACCCAGGCUUGGCCAGCCUCGGGUCAUGCGUGUUUUCCCAAGAGCUGUGUCUUCUGGACCAGGGCUUGAUCUGAUUAUGAGUGACCAGCGGGGCCAUGUGAACAGCCUCUUCCUGAAUGAGGAGUCAGCCAAGCGUCUCAGCUCCAACAGCCGGGUGCAGCGCUUCCAACAGGCAGUGCAGGAGCGGGCAGCACGGGUCAAGAAGCGGAUGCACAGCAUCACCAAAGACAGCGCCAAGGGCUUCCUCAGGAGAAAUGCCUUCGUCCUCUUCACCAUCACUGCUGUCCUACUGGGGAUCAUUUUGGCCUUUGCCCUCCGACCCUACAAGAUGACCUAUCGCCAGAUCAAGUAUUUCUCCUUCCCAGGAGAGCUGCUGAUGCGGAUGCUCCAGAUGCUGGUUCUUCCCCUCAUUGUCUCCAGCCUGGUCACGGGCAUGGCCUCACUGGAUGGAAAAGCCUCUGGGAAGAUGGGGCUGCGGGCCGUAGUCUACUACAUGGUGACCACCAUCAUAGCGGUCUUCAUCGGCAUCCUCAUGGUGAUCAUCAUCCAUCCAGGCAAAGGGUCCAAGGACAAACUGCACCGGGAGGGCAAGAUUGAGCAGGUGCAAACAACUGAUGCCUUCAUGGACCUGGUCAGGAACAUGUUCCCGCCGAACCUAGUAGAAGCCUGCUUCAAACAGUACAAGACGCAAUACAGCACCAGGGUCUUCACCAGAACCAUCCUCCACAGCAGCAAUGUCACAGCAGGGACCACUGCCAACUCACAGGCUUCCAUGCCCGAGAAUGUCACCGGCACUCUGGAGAAUGUCACACGCACCCUUAGGAGCCUGCAGGAAGUGCUGAGCUUUGAGGAAACCAUCCCCAUACCUGGCUCGGCCAACGGGGUGAAUGCGCUGGGCCUGGUGGUGUUCUCCGUGUGCUUUGGCCUGGUGAUUGGCAGCAUGAAGCAGAAGGGACGGGCCCUGCAGGAGUUCUUCAACUGCCUCAACGAAGCUAUCAUGAGGCUGGUGGCCAUUAUCAUCUGGUACGCCCCAGUCGGGAUCCUAUUCUUAAUCGCUGGCAAGAUUCUGGAGAUGGACGACUUAGCAGUGAUGGGGGGCCAGCUGGGAAUGUACACGCUCACCGUCAUCGUGGGGCUGCUCAUACACUCCCUGUGUGUCCUGCCUCUGCUGUACUUCAUCGUCACCCACAAGAACCCGUGGGUGUUCAUCGCAGGCCUUCUGCAGGCCCUCAUCACCGCAUUGGGCACCUCCUCAAGCUCGGCCACGCUCCCCAUUACAUUCAGGUGCUUGGAAGAAAACAACGGGGUGGACAGGCGCAUCACCAGGUUCGUUCUGCCCGUAGGCGCGACCAUUAACAUGGAUGGCACGGCUCUAUACGAGGCCCUGGCAGCCAUCUUCAUCGCACAAGUCAACAACUACGAGCUCGACUUCGGGCAAAUCAUCACAAUCAGCAUCACUGCCACUGCAGCCAGCAUUGGAGCGGCAGGCAUCCCCCAGGCAGGCCUGGUGACCAUGAUGAUUGUGCUGACAUCGGUGGGGCUGCCAACCGAGGACAUCACACUAAUCAUUGCGGUGGACUGGUUUCUGGACCGUCUGAGAACCACCACCAACGUGCUGGGGGACUCCCUGGGAGCCGGGAUUGUGGAGCACCUGUCUCGGCAUGAGCUGGAUGCACAGGACAGCGAGCUUGGGAAUUCUGUGAUUGAGGAGAAUGAGAAGCCCUACCACCUGAUCUACCAGGCGAACACCCACAAGCACCGCAGCGAGACAAUCAUGUGA
Molecule: messenger RNA, 1825 nt
Organism: Emys orbicularis (European pond turtle)
Lineage: Eukaryota; Metazoa; Chordata; Testudines; Emydidae
Product: excitatory amino acid transporter 1-like
Exons: 10
Coding region: 71-1825 (584 amino acids)
Biological process (GO): L-glutamate transmembrane transport
Cellular component (GO): plasma membrane
Molecular function (GO): L-glutamate transmembrane transporter activity; glutamate:sodium symporter activity; neutral L-amino acid transmembrane transporter activity
Source: RefSeq, a predicted model, not a curated record